Nerophis lumbriciformis (worm pipefish) is the source of this 2646-nucleotide messenger RNA. It is a transcript of the gene gys1, whose product is annotated as glycogen synthase 1 (muscle). The record is from RefSeq and is a predicted model, not a curated record. Gene Ontology annotation, cellular component: cytoplasm. NCBI's taxonomy places the organism in Eukaryota, Metazoa, Chordata, Actinopteri, Syngnathiformes, Syngnathidae. Gene Ontology annotation, biological process: glycogen biosynthetic process. Gene Ontology annotation, molecular function: alpha-1,4-glucan glucosyltransferase (UDP-glucose donor) activity.
CGUUCAGGGACCCAACCUCCCCUUGCUGUAUCGCAGGCCACGCUCGGUGCUGUCCCUCACGCCUGAGCGAACAUGGCCCGAACCAAUGCGAGUGGCAACAUUUAACCCCCAAACUACCGCCCACUUCUCUCCCCGCUAGACACUCUCCCCCCCCUCGGAUUGACCGCGACAGCUGGCAAUGUGUGGCCUGACCACUUGAAGUGCAAGCCGAAGGUAUGCCGCUGGCUCGCAGUCUGUCUGUCACCUCCCUGCCCGGCCUGGAGGAGUGGGAUGAGGACUUUGACUUGGAGGACGCCGUGCUCUUUGAAAUCGCCUGGGAGGUGGCCAACAAAGUUGGAGGCAUCUACACCGUCAUCCAGACCAAAGCCCGCCUGACCUCGGAGGAAUGGGGGGAGAACUACUUCCUGGUGGGCCCCUACGUGGAGAGCAACGUGCGCACUCAGGUGGAACUCAUCGAGCCCACCAACCCUGUGCUGAGGAGGACCAUCGACAAGAUGAACGCCAGCGGCUGUAAGGUCUACUUUGGUCGCUGGCUCAUCGAGGGCAGCCCUUACGUGAUCCUGAUCGAUGUGGGCUUCACCGCCUGGUCCCUGGACACGUGGAAGAGCGAGCUGUGGGACCUCUGCGCCGUGGGCGUGCCGUGGUUCGACCGCGAGGCCAACGACGCCGUGCUGUUCGGCUUCCUGACGGCCUGGCUUUUGGGAGAGUACGCGGCCCAGAGCGAUGGGACGCCGCACAUCGUGGCCCACUUCCACGAGUGGUUGGCCGGCCUGGGCCUGGUCUUGUGCCGACAAAGACAGUUGCCCAUAGCAACCGUUUUCACCACGCACGCCACACUCCUGGGACGCUACCUGUGUGCUGGGAAUGUCGACUUCUACAACAAACUGGCCAAGUUCAACGUGGACAAGGAGGCGGGCGACCGACAGAUCUACCACCGCUACUGUCUGGAGCGGGCGGCGGCGCACUGCGCACACGUCUUCACCACCGUGUCCCAGAUCACGGCCAUCGAGGCGGAGCACCUGCUCAAGAGGAAGCCAGACAUUGUCACUCCCAACGGGCUGAACGUCAAGAAGUUCUCAGCCGUGCACGAGUUCCAGAACCUCCACGCCCAAAGCAAGAAUCGGAUUCAGGAGUUUGUCAGGGGACAUUUUUACGGGCACCUGGACUUCGACCUGGACAAGUGCUUGUUCCUCUUCAUCGCCGGGAGGUACGAGUUCAUCAACAAAGGAGCGGACGUCUUCCUGGAGGCUCUAGCGAGACUCAACUAUCUGCUGAGAGUGAAUCACAGCGACGUGACGGUCAUCACCUUCUUCAUCAUGCCAGCUCGCACCAACAACUUCAACGUGGAGACGCUGAAAGGCCAAGCAGUCAGGAAGCAACUUUGGGACACUGCUCAAACCGUGAAGGAACGCUUCGGGAAGAAACUUUAUGAGUCGCUGCUCGUGGGCCAGCUGCCAGACGUGUCCAAGAUGCUGGACAAGGAGGACUUCACCAUCAUGAAGAGAGCCAUCUUUGCCACACAGAGACAAUGUCAGCCUCCCGUCUGCACUCACAACAUGCUGGAGGAUACCACUGACCCCAUCCUCAGCUGCGUGCGCCGUAUCGGCCUCUUCAACAGCUCUGCUGACCGCGUCAAGAUAAUUUUCCACCCUGAGUUCCUGUCCUCCACCUCGCCUCUCCUCCCCAUGGACUACGAGGAGUUUGUGCGAGGAUGUCACCUGGGCGUCUUCCCUUCCUACUACGAGCCCUGGGGCUACACGCCAGCGGAGUGCACGGUCAUGGGGAUUCCUUCCAUCUCCACCAACCUGUCGGGCUUCGGUUGCUUCAUGGAGGAACACAUCGCAGACCCCUCAGCCUACGGCAUCUACAUCCUGGACCGCCGUUAUCGCGGGGUGGACGAGUCGUGUAACCAGCUCACUUCCUUCCUGUUCCAGUUCUGCAAGCAGAGCCGGCGCCAGAGGAUCAUCCAGAGGAACCGCACCGAGCGCCUGAGUGACCUGCUGGACUGGAGAUACCUCGGCAGGUAUUACGUGUCUGCACGUCACAUGGCCCUGGCCAAGGCCUUCCCCGAGUCCUACAUGUACGAACCUCACGACCCCACCGCGACGUCCGGUUUCCGUUACCCCCGUCCGGCGUCCGUGCCGCCGUCCCCGGCCCUGUCGCGCCACUCGUCCCCGCACCACAGCGACGUGGAGGACAACGACGAAGACGAACGCUACGACGAGGAUCUGGAGGCGGAGAAGGACCGGAUGAACAUUCGCCAGCCCUACACGCUGCCGUUCAAAAACAAGGCGGCCGGCCUCUACAGGGCCAACGGCGAUGGCGACGGCGACGCCAAGGAGAAAAACUGACACGCCCACUCCACGCUAAGACUCGCUCGUACUCUCGUAGCGUUUAGUCGUCGUUAAUUACGUCAAAUAAGGUGAAUGUUCCCAGCCAGUGUGUAGCUCAGUUUUAAAAUCCACUUUUGAUAUCCUGUAUCGUCACACCAGCAGUGCAAUACCUUUGUUUUCCAGGCCACUGAUCCAAUAUUGAUAUCGCACAUCGUCGGAAAUCAGCAAAAAUGAUAUCGGCUUGCACCUGAAAUACGCGAUACGGGCAGUCAACAUCGAAAUGUCCUCCAAUAAACACACCAUUUCUUCUGUU